UAUGUGUCCAGCUGGGUCAACACAGCAGCGCUCGGUCCCCAUGUCAGGUAGAGAAGCUCCAGCUGCUCUUCUGCUCGUUGGUUUGAGAGCAGCUGUCGUUUGAAACAGAGACGCGGAGCUGUCAGGUUACCCAGGUGGGUUCACACCGAUUUGAGGAAGUCAGCGGUUGGACCUUAUCAAAAUAGUUGAUCGAUUGCUGUUGAAAUGCUGGCGACACUGACCAUGGUUCAAACGUAAAGUCACAGUGAGUGGCUCCGCCAUGCUGCCUGGAGUCGGUGUGUUUGGCACGGGGAGCACUGCCCGGGUGCUCGUCCCCCUGCUAAAAGCUGAAGGCUUUGAGGUCCAUGCACUUUGGGGCCGAAGUGAAGAGGAGGCAUGCUGCUUGGCAAAGGAACUGGGCAUCCCAUUCCACACCAGCCGGUCCGAUGAUGUGCUGCUGCACCAAGAUGUCGAUCUUGUAUGUAUCUAUAUUCCACCGUCGAUGACGAGACAGAUUGCUGUCAAAGCACUAGGUAUAGGCAAGAAUGUUGUGUGUGAGAAAGCUGCAACCGCUGUGGAUUCAUUCAAGAUGGUCACUGCUGCCAGAUACUACCCUCAACUGCUCAGCAUUAUGGGUAACACACUGCGUUUCCUGCCAGCAUUUGUCACAAUGCGGAAGCUGCUGGUGGAGGGAUACAUUGGUGAGCUCCAGGUGUGCGACGUCCGAGUGUACGGCCCAAGCCUUCUGGACCAGUCCUAUGGCUGGACGUGCGAAGAGCUGAUGGGCGGAGGCGGUCUGCACACCGUCGGCUCGACCAUAAUUGACCUCUUGAGUUACCUGACAGGCGCACGAGCCCAUCGCGUGCACGGCCUGCUGCGGACCUUCGUGCAGCAGAACGGUUUGAUCAGAGGGAUCCGCCACGUCACCAGCGAUGACUUCUGCUUCUUCCAGAUGUUAAUGGGGGGAAGCGGCUCCAGCGGCGUGUGCUGCACCGUGACCCUGAACUUCAACAUGCCCGGGUCAUUUGUGCACGAGGUCAUGGUCGUCGGAUCCACCGGUAGACUGGUUGCUAGGGGGACGGAGCUAUACGGUCAGCGCAAUGGGAGUAAAGGUGAGGAGCUGUUGCUAGGCGACAGUGGGUGGGUUGGACCAGAGGUGAAAGAGAUGCCCCUGCCUCACCUGCACGGCCUGAGCUCCAUGGUGAAGGCGCUGAGGCAGUCCUUCCAGGCUCACGAGGAGCGCCGGUCCUGGGCACGAGGACCAGUCGCCAUGGCGCCAACGUUUGAGGACGGCCUGUACGUGCAGACGGUCGUUGAAGCGGUGAAACGGUCCAGUUGUAACGGAGAAUGGGAGUGUGUCGAGAUCAUGAGUCAGGAGCCUGAUCCGAACCACAACCUGUGUGAGGCGCUUCAAAGAAACAAAAACUAAAUUAAUUUAUUUACCCGGUGUCACCACUGCACGUCAGACAAAGCCGAGUUCUGAAAGUUUCUCAUAUAAAUGAGAUAAACCUAACACUUUUCAUGUUUUAGGCAGAAUGGGUUGAACUGUGUGGAGGCUUUAAAUGUCAAACCUGUGACUAAAUUUCUGAAUUACUGCUUCAUCAGUCAGAUUCUUAUGAUCAUAUUUUAGUGGCCAAUAAUCGAAACAAUGUCAAAAUCCAGCAACAGACCAACAUGUGCAGGAUAAUGAGUGGCAUGACUUUCUUUUUAAUUCAAGAAUAUUUAUAAUAUUUUUGCCACAUCAUCAAUGCAUAUUUCAGUUGCAGAAUGUUAGAAAAAACUUUCAAGAU
This is a messenger RNA of Salarias fasciatus (jewelled blenny), 1769 nucleotides long. It is a transcript of the gene gfod2, whose product is annotated as glucose-fructose oxidoreductase domain containing 2. Bases 260 to 1408 code for a protein of 382 amino acids. The transcript is spliced from 3 exons. Gene Ontology annotation, molecular function: nucleotide binding. The record is from RefSeq and is a predicted model, not a curated record. Lineage: Eukaryota; Metazoa; Chordata; Actinopteri; Blenniiformes; Blenniidae.